Molecule: messenger RNA, 870 nt
Organism: Erigeron canadensis
Lineage: Eukaryota; Viridiplantae; Streptophyta; Magnoliopsida; Asterales; Asteraceae
Product: nodulin-26-like
Exons: 5
Coding region: 1-870 (289 amino acids)
Biological process (GO): transmembrane transport
Cellular component (GO): membrane
Molecular function (GO): channel activity
Source: RefSeq, a predicted model, not a curated record
AUGACUGACUCAACUUCAACACAUUAUACAUUUUCACCAAAACACGCUCCACGCGAGACCACUUUGCCAGUUAGUCAAGAAAAACUGGAGACAGAACAAACCCAGAAAAGAUUUUUCUGUAAGGAUGCUGUUCUUCCAUCUUACUGUCAAAAGAUUAUCGCAGAGCUUCUAGGGACGUAUAUCUUGAUUUUCACAGGGUGUGGGGCAGCGCUUGUUGAUAGAGAUCGGUCUUUAACAAUCUUGGGGAUUGCAAUGGUGUGGGGUUUAUGUCUAAUGGCUCUGAUAUAUACACUUGGACAUAUUUCUGGUGCCCAUUUCAACCCUGCAGUUUCUAUUGCUUUUGCUGUUACCAAGAGAUUGCCUCUGAUACAUGUGCCAAUGUAUGUGGUUUCUCAAAUUUUAGGUUCUACACUAGCGUGUCUCACUUUGAAAGUUCUGUUCAAUCACCAAAACGACAUUCUGCCAACUCUAACAGGUUAUUCAAAUCCGACAACUGAUCUAGAAGCUUUCUUGUGGGAAUUCAUUAUCACUUUCAUCUUGAUGUUCACCAUUAGUGGUGCUGCAACCGAUGAUAGAUCAAGCAAGGAGCUUGCAGGGGUGGCAAUUGGAGUGACAUUGAUGUUCAAUGUUAUUAUUGCAGGGCCAAUUACUGGAGCUUCCAUGAACCCUGCAAGAAGUAUAGGCCCUGCGGUUGUGGCUAACGAAUACAAAGACAUAUGGAUUUUUUUAGUGGCCCCCGUUAUUGGAGCUGCAACUGCAACCAUCGUAUACAGUCUUCUCAGACGACAAAAGCAAGAGCUACAAGAUAUUGAGAUCGAUGGAACCAAAAGCAUAAUUUAUAACAGCAUGUACUCACACUCAAUGGCAUGA